AUGCAGCCCUACUUCGGCCUGCGAGGCGAUCUGUUGAAUCGCGCUAUCAUCUGGCUGGUCGUUUGUCCGGCAUUUGUUUGCUAUGGCUAUAACCAAGGCGUCACCGGGGGUCUUCUGACGCUCAAGUCGUUUGCGGAGACUUUCCCCGAGAUGAAUACCUUGACCACGACGGGGGAGGAGCAGCGUUAUAACUCUACCAUCCAGGGCACCGUGGUUGCCUUAUAUACUGUCGGGGGGAUCUUUGGAUCUCUCUCCUGCAUCUACCUGGGUGACCUGCUUGGACGACGGCGCGUGAUAUUCAUGACCUCAGCCGUCUCCAUUGUAGGCGCCAUCCUUAUGGCCACCUCGUUUGGCUUGCCGCAAUUCAUUGUUGCUCGCCUGGUACUGGGUGUGGGAACUGGUGGAUACGUGGCCACGGUGCCAGUUUGGCAGGCCGAGAUCUCGCAGGCAAAGAAGCGCGGUGCACAUGUCGUGACGGACGGAAUCUUCAUCGGUGCUGGCAUCACGAUCUCCUUGUGGAUUGAUUUCGGAUUCUACUUCGUCACGGGAAACUCCGUGUCGUGGCGGUUCCCGCUGGCGUUCCAAAUCUUGCUGUCUCUAUUAGUCAUGGCUUUUAUCACCGUCUUCCCCGAAUCGCCUCGAUGGCUAGUAAAGCGUGGACGACAGACCGAGGCCCGUGAGAUCCUGGCGGCCUUGGCAGAUUUGCCGUCGGAUGACGAGGCCAUUAACAUGGCACUGCGAGAUAUCGAACGAUCGCUGGCCCUGUCAGGCACGGGAUCCUGGACGGACAUGCUAAGGAUGGGCGAGCAACGGCUCUUCCAUCGCACAAUGCUUGCAGCCAGUGGUCAGAUGUUCCAGCAGAUGUGUGGGAUCAACCUGAUCACGUUCUACGCAACGACCAUCUUCGAGCAGUACCUGGGCCUGAGCCCACUACAGUCCCGCAUUCUAGCAGCGUCCAUGUGCCUGGCGCAACCGUUGGGCGGGUUCCUGGCCUUCUUCACCAUCGAUCGUCUGGGCCGUCGUCCCCUGAUGCUUUGGAGUGCCGCUGGGAUGUCGGCGUCGAUGGCAGUCCUGGCGGGUACGACGUCGCUGACCGACAACACGGGCGCACUGGUGACUGCCGUCGUGUUCCUGUUUAUCUUCGAGUUCAUUUUCACUGUCGGUUACUCAGGUCUCACAUUCCUCUAUGCCACGGAGGUAGCACCGUUGCAGCUGCGGGCGGCCAUCAGCGCCGUGUCGACGGCGGCAGUGUGGACCUUCAACUUCCUGCUAGCGGAGGUGACACCCGUCGGCUUCAACACCAUCGCAUACCGAUAUUACAUCAUCUUUGCCGUGUUGAACGCGGUCAUCGUGCCGGUCGUGUACCUCUUUUUCCCGGAGACCAAUGGCCGGUCACUCGAGGAGAUCGACGAGAUCUUCCUGCGGUCCAAGUCGGUGCUGGAUCCGCCUCGGCUGGCGCGGUCGUUGCCACGGAUGCACCUGGCGGAGGGGGUGGAUGUCGAAAGGGUGGAAUCGGGGGAGAGUGAUGGAAAGAUGAAGUUGUGA
This is a messenger RNA of Aspergillus steynii IBT 23096, 1545 nucleotides long. RefSeq names its product putative MFS sugar transporter. Bases 1 to 1545 code for a protein of 514 amino acids. Gene Ontology annotation, cellular component: membrane. NCBI's taxonomy places the organism in Eukaryota, Fungi, Ascomycota, Eurotiomycetes, Eurotiales, Aspergillaceae. Gene Ontology annotation, molecular function: carbohydrate:proton symporter activity. Gene Ontology annotation, biological process: carbohydrate transport; transmembrane transport. The transcript has 2 exons. The record is from RefSeq and is a predicted model, not a curated record.